This is a messenger RNA of Adineta ricciae, 639 nucleotides long. Lineage: Eukaryota; Metazoa; Rotifera; Eurotatoria; Adinetida; Adinetidae. The record is from the annotation of a GenBank genome assembly.
AUGUGCUCACCAUCACCUGGUAAACGUCGAAUAGAUACCGAUGUGAUUAGACUAAUCGAAUCAAAACAUCAAGUUACGCUUAUGUCGGGUUUAAAUGAGUUUAUGGUGAAGUUUGCUGGUCCUCGUGAAACUCCAUAUGAAGGUGGUGUAUGGAAUAUUCGAGUUGAUCUUCCUGAAAAAUAUCCAUUCAAAUCGCCCUCCGUCGGCUUUAUGAAUCGAAUCUUUCACCCAAACAUUGAUGAAAUGUCCGGUACUGUUUGUCUCGAUGUGAUUAAUCAAACAUGGACGCCCAUGUAUGAUCUUGCUAAUAUUUUUGAAUCUUUUCUUCCACAAUUACUCGCCUAUCCAAAUCCGGUGGAUCCGUUAAAUGGUGAUGCUGCUGCUUUAUAUCUUCACAAGCCUGAUGAUUACAAGAAGAAAGUUAAAGAAUAUGUCCAACGUUUUGCAACUGCCGAUAUGGCUGAUAGUUUAUCAUUAUCAAUAAAUGGUCAGUCAUCGUUGAACAGUUCAUCAUCGACUAGUACCUCGAAUCAAACGAAUAAUUCGACGAACUCGAAUCAAGCAACUAAAAACGAAUCCGAUGAUGAAGUUCUAAGUGAUUUUAGCGAAGAUGAAGCUGCCGAUAUGGACUUAGAAUAA